AUGGUGAAAAUCGAAGCCUUCGCAGUUGAACAGUGGAUGGACAAGUAUGAGACCACUGCCAAGUACAAUAUCGCCGAAACCUGCUGCGCGUCCAUCUCCGUUGACGAUCUUCGCGCCCUGUCCGACGACAAAGAGUUCAACCCUCUAGCCGAGCUACAAUCGGCCAAACUCACGUAUGGGGCAAUCCGUGGUUCCGACAAAUUACGAGGUACAUUGUCGAGACUGUACUCGGUGAGGGCACCAACGGAGUUGCCGAAGGACAAUAUUUUGAUCACCGCUGGCGCAAUCCAAGCGAACUUCUUGCUGUUGUAUACAUUGGUUGGCCCCGGGGACCAUGUCAUCUGCCACUAUCCAACAUAUCAGCAACUCUACUCCGUGCCUGAAUCAGUGGGGGCUGAAGUCAGCUUGUGGAAGUCCAAAGAGACAGACGGAUGGCAGCUAGAUAUUGAAGAGCUGAAAAGCCUGAUCCGUCCGAACACGAAGCUGAUCAUUAUAAACAAUCCCCAAAACCCAACCGGAGCCGUUAUCCCCCGCCAGACCCUCCAGGAAUUGGUAGAUAUUGCCCGCGAAAAAUCCAUCAUAAUUCACUCCGAUGAAGUCUAUCGCCCACUUUUCCACAACAUCAGCCCGGCGGACCCGAAGUUUCCGCCCACGCUUCUUUCCAUGGGAUAUGAACACACCGUGGUGACAGGAUCGCUAUCUAAAGCAUAUAGCUUGGCGGGCUUGCGAGUGGGCUGGAUUGCGUCGCGGGAUAGUUCGAUUAUCGAGUCUGUUGCAAGUGCGCGCGACUACACAACUAUUUCGGUUGGGCAACUCGACGAUGCCAUCGCGAGUUUUGCGUUGGCUCCAGAUUGCAUCCACAAUCUUCUCAAGCGAAACAUCGACCUGGCCCGGACGAAUCUUGCCAUUUUGGAGAAGUUCAUUGAGGAUCACCGAUGGGCGUGUGAUUGGGUCAAGCCCCAAGCAGGUACCACUGCGUUUGUGCGGUUCAACAAGAUGGGAAAGCCCAUCAACGACGUCGCUUUCUGCGAAAUGCUUCAGGAACGCACUGGUGUCAUGUUCGUCCCGGGAAGCCUUUGUUUUGGAGGCGGAGAGGACUUCAAAGGCUAUGUUCGCAUCGGGUACGUCAAUGAAACCGAGGUUCUGCAGCAGGGCUUGGAUGCCUUGCGAAAGUUCAUGGAAGAUGAUUAUGAUGAUGUUCCAGCGGUGAAGAAGUCCUCUGCACAAAAAUAA
Molecule: messenger RNA, 1233 nt
Organism: Penicillium bovifimosum
Lineage: Eukaryota; Fungi; Ascomycota; Eurotiomycetes; Eurotiales; Aspergillaceae
Product: putative aminotransferase
Exons: 3
Coding region: 1-1233 (410 amino acids)
Biological process (GO): biosynthetic process
Molecular function (GO): pyridoxal phosphate binding; catalytic activity
Source: RefSeq, a predicted model, not a curated record